This is a messenger RNA of Funneliformis geosporum, 351 nucleotides long. Lineage: Eukaryota; Fungi; Glomeromycota; Glomeromycetes; Glomerales; Glomeraceae. The record is from the annotation of a GenBank genome assembly.
AUGACUAAAACCCAAAAAUCAUUCAAAGAAUACUUACAAGAAAUCGAGGAUCCAAAAAAUAAUAGUGAAAUAAAUUACGCUUUACCAGAAAAUCCUACUCCUUUACAAGUUGCUAAGUUUGAAAUUUGUCAAGAAAUUUUGGGUUAUAAACAAAACAAUAAAUUAACUCGCGAACAAGUAGCGGAAAAAAUGGAUAUAAGCAAAGCCGAAACUGAGGAUAUUUUGUUUUGCCAUAUUGAGGAAUUCACCUUGGAUAGGUUAGUAGAUUAUGCCAGCAAAUUAUUAGAUCCUCUGCAAGUAAAAGUAAUUUUGGAACCAAAAAAAUCUCCUCUCCAUGCCAAAGUUGUUUAA